CAGUGUAUUUGGAAUUUUAAUAGCUAAAAACCUGCAUAUUAAUGGCUCUGUACUUUCUCUGUUAGUCUUAUUACCUGCAUUGAGUUGGGGUAAUCCCUGCUAACUCCUUCCUUCGCUUGCCCUCACUGUUUGUUUUCUUUCUACAGGGUGAGGGCCUGACACUUUACAACUCUUAGUGAAACAUGACUCGAUGCAAUGUCAUCCUGCUUUUCUUCACCAUGACUUGUUCCAUCAGUUUCCAUUCUGGAACUACAGUAUUUCUAGGAAAGCAGGAUGCAAGCUCAGUUUUACGAGUCAGAAAGACCAGGGCCAAUACAUUUUUGGAAGAAACAAAGCCUGGAAACCUGGAAAGGGAAUGUAUUGAGGAAGUCUGUUCUUUUGAGGAGGCCCGAGAAGUUUUUGGAGCCAGGGAGAAAACUCUGGAAUUCUGGUAUCAGUACAGAGAUUUUAGUCCCUGUUAUGAGAACCCAUGUCAGAAUGGUGGAGUCUGCAAGGUACAGCGCUCUGAAUUUCUGUGUCUGUGUCUACCAAAGUACACUGGAAGGCUUUGUGAGACAGAAAAGCUGGAAUGUGUGGUCAGAAAUGGCGAGUGUCAGCAAUACUGUAGCGAUACCACUGACGGCGUGAGGUGCAGCUGUGCAAUGGGAUAUCAACUAGCAAGUGAUGGGAAAAUGUGUGAACGAAGAGAUCGGUUCCCAUGUGGCCUUAGACAGCAAGAUGUCUGGGGCCGCUCUGAGCAGGAUGAGCUAGAUUUCCUGAAUGAAACAAACGUAAGUGAAGAAUCAUCUCCAGGAAGUAACGAGACUCAGUUGACAGGAAACACCACAAAUGGAAACCAAACUGGAGAAAUGACUGACCUUAAUCAAACAGCAGAAGAAAAAGGAAACGAAGGUGUACGAGUGGUAGGAGGUUACUUCUGCCAAAGGGGGAGCUGUCCAUGGCAGGUGUUGAUAUGGAACAAAAGAAACCAAUCUUUCUGUGGAGGUAGUUUAAUCAGCAGGCGAUGGAUUCUCUCAGCCGCACACUGCUUUGAAGAUGUUAAGCCCAGUUAUGUGACUCUUGGAGACUUUGAUUCCUUAAUUCAAGAAGUAGAUGAACAGAAGAUCCAGGUGGAAAAGGUGAUACAUCACCCCCAGUACAAUCCAGUGACAUAUAACAAUGACAUUGUUCUUAUUUACCUGUCGCAAGCAGCUACUUACAAUCAGUAUGCUAGCCCCAUCUGCUUGCCAAAUGCCAACCUAGGUCGCAUCCUAGCUGAAAAGGGUACAAUAGGAACAGUAAGUGGGUGGGGGAAUACAAAGGAGCAGGGUUCUACUAGCCGCUACCUUCGUAAAGUGGAUCUGCCCCUUGUUGAUUAUGAGACCUGCAUGAGAUCAACCACCCAGGAUAUCACAGAUAAUAUGUUUUGUGCUGGCUACUAUGAAGAGACCAAAGACGCCUGCCAAGGAGACAGUGGUGGUCCCUUAGUUGUGUAUUACUACAGUACAUGGUAUCUGAAGGGUAUUAUUAGCUGGGGGGAAGGGUGUGCAGCAAAAGGCAAAUAUGGGAUAUACACAAGGGUGACAAAUUACCUUCCCUGGAUAAAGGAAACUGUCCAGAAUGUAGAAAUAUCACAAUUACAACCUUCACAGUGAAGAAAGCAACUGCAUUUUAUAUGUCUUAAAAGUGGUUAUCUACAAGCACUGUUUAUAUAGGGGUGUUUUUUGAUGGAAGGACAGUAUUCACAAGAUGUUAAAUAAAUAUCUGCCAUAUUAUCAGCAA
Molecule: messenger RNA, 1761 nt
Organism: Protopterus annectens (West African lungfish)
Lineage: Eukaryota; Metazoa; Chordata; Ceratodontiformes; Protopteridae
Product: coagulation factor IX-like
Exons: 8
Coding region: 183-1634 (483 amino acids)
Biological process (GO): blood coagulation; proteolysis
Cellular component (GO): extracellular region
Molecular function (GO): serine-type endopeptidase activity; calcium ion binding
Source: RefSeq, a predicted model, not a curated record